GCGUGGUUCCGCGAGUUACCAGAGGGCCUACUGGACCGCUUGAAGCCAGAGAAGGUAGCGGCAGCAGAGAGGGAGGAGCAGAUGCUGGCGCUCGUGGCCACACUGCCCGCCCUGCCUGACCUGUACCCCCACCCCCGCACCGCACCCUCCCACUCAAUGCAGGCGUGGUUUAGGGAGUACCAGAGGGUGUGUGGGUGCAUUGGGUGGGCCGGGGGUGUGGGGUUCUGGGAAUGGGCAGUGGUUGGGGUGAAUUUGGCGGUGGAUGGGUUGGGUGGGUUGGGUGGGUGUAGUUCAAUCAUGGACCUCCUCAGAGCGCUUCACACUUGCCCCUUCCUCUCCUCUCCCCAACCAAUCCCUCUCCCUCCCUCCACUGGCCCCCUGCUCUGCCCCCCAAUGGCCCCCGGCUCUCCCCCCCACUGGCCCCGGCUCUCCCCCCACUGGUCCCCGGCUCUGCCCCCAAUGGCCCCGGCUCUGCCCCAGAUUGUGGACCCGCUAAUCGGCUUCCAGCAUGUCAUCAAGCUCAUGGACCUGCUCAGAGUGCUCGUGCAACGCAAGCUCAAGCAGCGCCUCGACAACCCCCCUCUGUCCGCCGCUCCUCUCACGGACCAACCAGCACAGGACGGGGCAGAGAGGGGGGAGAGGGAGGAGGAAGGGGAGGAGGAGGAGGAGGAGGAGGGACAGGAGCGGCACGGUUUCAGGCAGAUAUGGUGGCUUUCUCGGGGAAUGGUGUGCAUGAAGAGAGCACAGCGUCCGUUUGGUUCGCCUAGCAGAAUGGGAGAGAGGAGAUGCGGAGGAGGAGGGGAUGGAGGUCGGGCGGUGGAAGGAAGAGGGGGGAGAAGAGGACGACCGAGCAAAGGGAGAGGGGCAGGGCGAGGGGGGAGGGGGGUCGGGCGAGGGGCAGAGGGAGAAAGAGUGGCACUAGGAGUUGCAGGAGGGGCAGGAGUGGGAGGGGUAACGGGAGGGGUUGGAGGGGUAACAGGCGGGUUUGGAGGGGUUGGAGGGAGCCGAGGUUGUGGUGUUCCCGUGUGCAGGAGUGAGGAGGUACAGGGGUCAACUUGGAUCGUUGAUAAUAGGCUUGAGGGGGACAGUGCAUGUGAUCGGCAAGAGGGGAGCAGCGGCAGCGAGGGGGAGGCAGUGGUGUGUCAUGGGUGGGACAUGAUGCCAGCUGUAACGGGCAAUUCGCUUCCGGUUUCGACCAGUGCUGGCGAUUCUGCACACCAACGGCAGCAGCAGCAGCAGCAGCCGUUUAAGCCGGCGUGGAAGCAGCGCGGUGCAGAGCGGUGCAGCACAUUGAGCAUGGAGUGCGGGCUGAGCAUGGAUGGCAGCAGCAUGUUCAGUCCACACGGGGGCAUGCUGAGUCCGUGUGAGAGCAUAGACAGCCCGGGGGGGGUCCUUGCCACGCCCGUGGGUCUCACAGGGGCAGCUGCAGCUGCUGCUGCUUCUGACCCUGCCUUGUUCCUGAGGUUCCGCAGCGAUUCGCGGGAACAGCAGCAGGGGCUUCUCACUCAGGCGCCUCAGCAGGCGAUCCUGCCUGCUGCGCCCCCCGUUGGAGGGACUGUUGGCCUCUACGCACGGGCGCAUGCAGCUGCUGCUGCUGCUGCUGCUGCUGCUGCUUCUUCCCCUGCUUCCUCCCCUGCUGCUGCGCUUGGGUUGGCAUCCUCCUCAGCAGCAGGCAGUGCAGCCUCCUCUCCCACGGUAGCAAGCCCUGCACUGAGCCCUGCGGCCUUCUCUCCCACUACCGGCACCCCCAGCUCGGCAGGAGAGAGGCGGCACGGGGGGCACAAGGGAGGGUUCAAGGGCGACCUGUGGUCCAGACGAAAAGGGCCUGCAGUGCCCCACUCCCGCCUCUCCCUCCCUGCUGCCUCCUCCCCCUCUGCUGCUGCUGCUGCUGCUGCUGCUGCUUGUGCCAACAAUGGUGCUUACCCGGCUAAUGCCAGUGCCUCUCGCACUGCCAGCAACAGCAGUGCUGGCAGCGAUGCUGCUGCUAGAGCUGCCACCAGCAGCAGCGGUGACCUGACCCCCACCCCUCCCGCCAGCACUGGUGGCUUCACACCCACCCAUCCCCUCACACCCACGCCUCCCUUAACUCCCACGCCUCCCUCCCGUCCGCUCAAGGACCCCUCCGCCCACUCCCCAUCCCCCCUUCGCUCCCCUCUGCUGGGACGGAGACGAGGGUACAAAGAGAAGAAGCACUCUCCGGGUAGCAAGCAGCAGCAGCAGCAGCAGCAGCAGCACGCAGUGCUGGCGUCGGCACCAUCAGCUGGGGCAGCAGGUGAGUGUGCCCCAGCGCUGACCCCCCGGUCAGGGUUUGGUGCUGUGCCCCCAGGCACGCCCCCUUCAGAGGCCGCUCAGAACCCUGCUGUGACUCCUCGCUCGUUCCUCUCCCGGCAGUUCCCAGGAGGGUCGGGCUUUGGUGCGGUCCCAGGCACGCCUCCCCCUCACUCGCCCCGCCUAUUCCCCCUGUCGCCGCGGAACUUCUUUAGAAAGCACAAGUCGGAGGGGGGCGUGGAGAGGAGAGACGGGGUAGAGCGGGACGAGGGGAGAGAAGGUGGAGAAGGGAGAGAAGCGAGAGAAGGGAGAGAAGGGGGAGAGGGGCAUGAGCAUCACUUGCAACACUCUAGGCUGAUGGUGGUGGGUGAAAGUUCAGACAACCACGUGGGGGAAUCAGGAGGCAUUCCAGGUUCAGAGCACACUGAAGCAGGGGCGUUUCCAGAGACAGGUGGUGGGGUUGGUGGAGACAGGGAGGGAGGGGUUUGUGCUGUUUCUCAAGUCAGUUCUGUUCCUCAAGUCGGUUCUGUUCCUCAAGUCGGUUCUGAUUCUCAAGUCGGUUCUGUUCCUCAAGUCGGUUCUGUUCCCCAAGCUGGUUCUGCCCCUCGGUUGCCAAUUACCUGGUCUGACACGCAGUGUGCUUUUGAGAGCUCUCCACACCAAUCUCCCCUGGGGUAUGAGCAGCAGCAUCAGGUGCAGUGGGGUGACAGCAGCACGGGAAAUGUGGGAGAGCAUGCGGGGGAAGCGGGGGGGACAAGAGGAACAGGAUGGGCGGCAGUAGAAGCAGCAGCGGCAACAGCAACUGGAGGGCGGCCAAAGUCGAGUGGGGGUUGGAGAAGAGGGUGGUCUGGGCCUCAUGGGGUGGCAGGGGUGGGUAAGGGCAUGCACCUGCUCAGCCCACACAGGGGUGAUGCACACAGGCCAGGGCAUUGGGACACCGCUGCUGCUGCUUCCGCUGCCGCUGCCGCCGCCGCCGCCGCCGCCACCGCUGCUGCUGCUGCUGGUGCUGGUGCUGGUGCUGGCGCUGGUGCUGGUGCUGCUGGUGCUGCUAGCGAUAGUGCCACUGCUGCCAGUGGUGCCAAUCCAGGUGGUUCGGCCAGCAGGAGCGGCCGAACGAAGCUGGGAGCAGCAGGGUCGGGGCUGGCAGCAGCAAUGAAAACAUCGGUGAAAACGUCUAUGAAGGUACUCGCCCCGCUUGCACCCACCAAGACCUGGGCGUCAGGCAUGGGCGAUAUGUUUGGGGCCAAGUCCCCCCCGCGCUCUCCUCUCCCCGCACUCUCUCCUCUCCCCCCGCGGCUUCCUUUCCCCUGGUGGUUUCCGCUCCCCCCACCCGUCCGGACACGGAGAGAGGGCGGAUGGGGGAAACAGGGGGGUGAGGGGGACAGGGCAUAUGGGGAAGGCAGUGUGAAAACGCCAGGAAGGGGAGAGGGGGCAGGCAGGGGAGAGGGGGCAGGCAGGGGAGAGGGGGCAGGCAGGGGAGAGGGGGCAGGCAGGGGAGAGGGGGCAGGCAGGGGAGAGGGGGCAGGCAUGGCGGAUUUCUUACCCAGCGAAGAGGAGAAAGGAGGGAGAGAGGAGGGAAGAGAGGAGGACGGGGAGGAGCGGCGAUUCCCAGCCGAACAGGCGUCUCUCGACUUGCCUGUCAAAUCACCAAGGGCAUUUCGGAAACUAACCCGGAGGUCGAGUGGGUUUCAGCUGCCGACGCGGGCAGCAGUAGCAGCAGCCAUGACCCUCCCCUCGUCCCUCUCCAUGAAAGAGCGGCGCUCCGAAUCAUCAGCAGCACCAGCCAUUUUCUCCCUCCCUCCCUCUGCUUCUCUCUCCUCUGCCUCCCCUUCCUCGGCAAAGCCUCCGUGGGGCUCCGGGUCGAUGCAGGAACGGCCUCUGCACCUGCAGCAGCAGCAGCAGCAGCGCCUGGCGCAGGCUCGGCAGCAGGAGGUUCGGCAGCCGGAGGCUCGGCAACUGGAGGCUCGGCAACUGGAGGCUCAGCAGUCGGGCGUCUCCCAGGCUCCGCUGGAGGGUCGGUUGCGGCAGGUCCGGAAGGGGAAGGUGCAGCUUCCUCGGGCUAUUUCAGCGGAUCAGUAUCAGCAACACGAUGGGAGGGAGUUCUUCCAGGAACAGCUAUCGCUGCAGCAACAGCACCUUCAGCAGCAGCAGCAGCAGCAGCAGCAGCAGCAGCAGCAGCAGCAGCAGCGAGCUCCUCUAGAGAAGGCAAGCAGUGCGAGUGCAGCUCUGGCAGCGCAGCAGAGCUUGGGGGAAACUCUGGAGCAGGAGGAGGAGGGGAAGGAGCAGGAGGAGGAGGGGAAGGAGGAGGAGGAGGAGGAGGAGGAGGAGGAGGAGGAGGAGGAGGAGGAGGAGGAGGAGGAGGAGGAGGAGGAGGAGGAGGAGGAGGAGGAGGAGGAGGAGGAGGAGGAGGGGUGGGGAAGGUGA
Molecule: messenger RNA, 4692 nt
Organism: Closterium sp. NIES-65
Lineage: Eukaryota; Viridiplantae; Streptophyta; Zygnematophyceae; Desmidiales; Closteriaceae
Source: the annotation of a GenBank genome assembly